Messenger RNA from Spinacia oleracea (spinach), 2124 nucleotides. RefSeq lists its product as uncharacterized. Bases 1003 to 1839 code for a protein of 278 amino acids. The transcript is spliced from 8 exons. NCBI's taxonomy places the organism in Eukaryota, Viridiplantae, Streptophyta, Magnoliopsida, Caryophyllales, Amaranthaceae. The record is from RefSeq and is a predicted model, not a curated record.
ACAAACAGUAAAUCAGAAACAAACUAAACUAGGAACCAUCUAGCUCCAACUCCAGUCUCCAUAGUUAGCGAUUUCCCAAUCCCAUUGGUGAUCAACUGUGGUUAACUGACUUCCCAUUUCGAUCGUGUGGCAGCGCUGGAAUCAGGUAUAGAAGAAAUAACUUCCCAAUUUGCUCUCUUCAGUCUUUACUGUGUUCUCUCUCUCAUCGGAAAAUCCCAAGUUCUCUCAGUUGCACGGAGCCAAUUCCAAUCAUCAUCUUGGUCCUGGAUAUACAUGCACUCAGUUGAAUGUGCAGGAAAAUGAGUAGACCACGAAAACGUUUUGAUUUGAAUGUUAGUGGAGGUGAUAAAAGUGAAGUCAAUAGUAGUGAACAAGAUGAUAGUCAAGAUGAGGAUUUUAAUGAAGUUUUAGAAUGCGAUAAAGGUGAUGACGAUCUUGUGCAGACAGUGCAGCCGCAGAUGAGUACAACUACAAAACGGAAGAGGGGACGACCGAAGGGUGCGAAGAACAAAGAUAGACCACGAAAAUAUUUUAAUUUGAAUGUUAGUGGAGGUGUUGAAAGUGAAGUAAAUAGUAGUGAACAAGAUAACAGUCAAGAUGAGGAUUUUAAUGAAGUGUUAGAAUGCAACAAAGGUGAUGACGAUCUUGUGUAGCCGCAGAUGAGUACAACUACAAAACGAAAGAGAGGACGACCGAAGGGUGCGAAGAACAAAGAUAAGACGAAUGCUACAACUAUAAGUGGGAAAGUGAUCCUACAGGCGCGAGUAUUCAAGGUUGUGUGUAAAUGUAGAACAACGAUUAUACCGUACUAAACAUGUAUUUUAUAUGUGUUGUAGGAUAAUACUUUCACCAAGGGUGGUGAAGUCAAAGAAGCUCGUGCGGUGUUGAAAAUGCAGCACGAGAAAUACAAUGGACGGGCCGGCUACAAUCAAUUGUAAGGUAGAAGCAUAUGGAAGGAUGCUAUACAAGUUUGAUAAUCGGAGGAGAUAGUGGGUUCAAGAAAUGGGUUUUGGUGGGCUAUAUAACUUGGUGGGCCUCCAAUUGCCCAGGAGCUUUGUUUAUUGGCUUAUGACUAGGGUAGACCCCUUAAGCGAGGUAUUCUCAGCCCCGGAUGGAUUAGAAAUACCCAUGUCCAAAACACAAGUUCGUUGGAUUUUUGGAAUUCCGCAUGGUAAGAAGGUUAUCCCAACGUCUGGAUCUUCGGCUGAUGAAGACAUGAAAACCCUCGUGGAGGAUUUACUAUCUAAAUACGGGCAGAUAUGGGAGAGUAAUCACCCUAAUAGUGCUCGUCCUGCUAUUAUCACUGACGGUAUUCCAGUUAAUCCAAGGUUCCUUAAAAGACUUGAGGGUUAUUGGGAAGAGAACGAGGAGGAGGAAUUUAAGACGAUGUUUCUGAUUGCUACAUUACAAAUGGUCUUAUGUCCAACACAAUGUGCAAGGUUAAGUUCGGGGUUAUUAUAUGUGUGCACACUUGGCAAGAAGGCUCGGGAAUAUGACUGGUGCAAGCUUGUGUAUGAUUUUUUUAUGGAAAAGGUGAAAGUUUUCUGUAGGGAUUUCUAUACAUUUGGUUGGGUCAAAGGAAUAGGGGGAUGCAGCCUGUAUUUAGUGAUAUUUUAUCUCGGUCGACUAAAAAGAAGACCAGUGCAAUGGGGUUUGUGCCCAAGGUCAAAGGCAUGGAAUAUGGAGGAGAUAAAAAAAGCCAAGUCUGCAGACCGAUUUCCUGGAGCAACAGGAGACUACGGAUACAUUGGGUGUAUUGAUGUUGCGUAUGGUGAUAACCAACAUCCAAAGGCUCCUAGAGUCCUAGGGACAUCGACCCUCUUAGUGAUGAAGAGAUGACACAUGUUCCUAAAAAGGGUAAGGACAGAGUCAAAGUAAAACCGAGGAAGGAAGCAGCAUUGUGGAAGGGAAACAAACUGAGGAAUGAAUCAAGGGCCUUUGCCUUUGGAGGCUUCUUCCGACCUUGCCUCUGUUUAGUUAAAAUAGUUAAUAACUUAAUACUACCUCCGUUUCAUAACACUUGCAUCAUUUAUGUUUUCAUGUAUUACAACAUGUUUCUUAGACAUUAAUAUAUCUUGCAUAUAAGUAAAAAUUAUGAAAAACUUGAUAUUUGGAAUCCUCGAA